AUGAAUAAUCCGCAGGAAGGUAGUGCUGUUUCCCCUGCAACUCCUUCUGUGAAAGAUUUGGUGAAGGUUUUGUAUGGAGGAAAAAGGUUUGGUAAUCAUGUGGAUGAAGUCUGGCCUAACCUGUUCAUUGGUGACAUGUCAGUAGCCAAUGAUCGCUACAGUCUGUGGAAGCUAGGAAUCACUCAUGUUCUGAAUGCAGCUCAUGGGAGGAUGUACUGUCAGGGGAGUCAUGACUUCUACGGAUCUGCUGUGGAUUAUUAUGGAGUGCCUGCAGAUGACUCACCGUCCUUUGACCUCUCUCGCUAUUUCUUCCCCUCUGCUGAAUAUAUUCAGAAUGCACUUGACACGGCUGGUGCACGGAUUUUUGUCCACUGUGCAGUCGGAGUGAGCAGAUCUGCCUCCCUUGUCCUGGCCUAUCUAAUGAUCCACCACCAUUACACUCUACUAGAGGCCAUCAAUAAAGUCAAAGAGCACAGGUGGAUUUUCCCAAACAGAGGAUUCCUCAAACAGCUUCGGGCUUUGGAUGUGAAACUGCGCAAAACAUCAUGAACGCCAAUCAUAUUUAAUCCUCAACACUGAUAUUCUAACUUACAGAGCCUCAAAUGCCUUUUUUCCUCAAGACAAAUGAAGGAUUCAG
Molecule: messenger RNA, 637 nt
Organism: Scomber japonicus (chub mackerel)
Lineage: Eukaryota; Metazoa; Chordata; Actinopteri; Scombriformes; Scombridae
Product: dual specificity protein phosphatase 13-like
Exons: 3
Coding region: 1-549 (182 amino acids)
Biological process (GO): protein dephosphorylation; negative regulation of MAPK cascade
Cellular component (GO): cytoplasm
Molecular function (GO): MAP kinase phosphatase activity; protein tyrosine/serine/threonine phosphatase activity
Source: RefSeq, a predicted model, not a curated record